AUGGGUUAUCUGUUGCGUGUGUCCCUAGGUUUACUGUCUCUUGAGUCCAUUGGUUAUCUGGCUCUUGCUGCCAUUGGUACUCGGUGCAACCCUGCCAUUGGUUAUGUGGCUCUUCCUGCGGUUGGUAUUCGGUCUCUUGCGUCCAUUGGUUAUGUGGCUCCUGCUACCAUUGAUAUUCGGUCUGUUGUGUCCAUUGGUUGUCUGGAUGCUGCUGCCAUUGAUGUUCGGUCUGUUAUGUCUAUUGGUUGUCUGGCUGCUGUUGCCAUUGUUGUUCGGUAUGCUGCGUCCAUUGGUUUUCGGUCGCUUGCAUCGGUUCCUCUUCUGUCCCUUUUUUCCCACUCCCUAACGCCCCGGUACGUUUUUUAG
This is a messenger RNA of Lactuca virosa, 366 nucleotides long. The record is from the annotation of a GenBank genome assembly. Lineage: Eukaryota; Viridiplantae; Streptophyta; Magnoliopsida; Asterales; Asteraceae.